Medicago truncatula (barrel medic) is the source of this 861-nucleotide messenger RNA. RefSeq names its product protein MEI2-like 7. Bases 1 to 861 code for a protein of 286 amino acids. The transcript is spliced from 5 exons. The record is from RefSeq and is a predicted model, not a curated record. Lineage: Eukaryota; Viridiplantae; Streptophyta; Magnoliopsida; Fabales; Fabaceae. Gene Ontology annotation, molecular function: nucleic acid binding.
AUGACUCCAUCUUCUUUCAUCAUCUUUCGCCAUUUCCACCAAAACAACUAUUUCACCAAAAACCCUUCCAUUCCCAAUCCCAUGACAAUGCAACAACGUAUUUAUGAUCUUAAUCCAAAUGCUGAACCAUUUUAUCCACAAAACCUAACAGUUCCAACGCCCAAGACUCAAUCAAGGAUGGUUUAUGAUCGCAAACGAACUCAGAUUCAGCAGAAAACUAGUAAAAGUACUUAUCAUCGUGUUGAAACUUCUAUACCAUUUCCGAAAACAAUUGAAGAAGCUGAAGCAUUACACAUUACCACUGUAAUGAUUCGAAAUAUCCCUAAUCAGUUUAGGUUUGAUAAUUUGUUGAAGAUACUUGAUGAUCAUUGCUUUGAAAUCAACAAGAACGCAGAUCCCGAGGAUUGGUCCAAGAAGCAUGCUCUUGAAAGAAGAAUGUCUAAUUUAGGUUAUGCAUUUGUGAACUUUACAACACCUGCUGCUGCUUUCAAGUUCUAUAAACAGUUUAAUGGAUUCGCAUGGAAUGUCAGACAGAAUCGAAAGAUCUGUGAAAUAAAUGCAGCUCAACAUCAAGGCAAAGAAAGUUUGAUUAUGAUUUUCUCCCAAAAAGUAUUCCGAUGCAAGAACCCAGAUUUUUUACCGAUUCUAUUCUCGGCAGGGCGUGAUGGUUUCAAUCGCAGAAUGAGUGGAAUCUCAAUUGGAAUACAUCCAGUUUAUGAAAAAGCAGUUGAUUACUGUAAGAGAAAUCUCCGUGGAAGACUGAUAUUAAACAAGGGAGACAAGCCUUAUACUUCCUCUGAAAUUCACCAACGACUACAGAAACAUUGGAACACUAUUUUGAAACCUGGUGUUGUUUUGUAG